AUGAAGAAAACAUUUACCUUUUUAUCAGGUCGUUUGUCCACCCAGGACAAAGACAAAAGCUCCAGCUCAUCUGUCCGUAAUGAGGCUGCGUACCUGAAACGUCGAGAACAAGUCCGCAAAGCUCAACGCACACAUCGAGAGCGCAAGGAUCAGUACUUGAAGACGCUGGAAAGCGAGGUCUUGCGUCUACGAGCCAAUGAAGCUGACUUCAUGAAGAAGAUUCAAGAAUUGGAAACACAUAUAUUUCACCUGCAAGAAGCUGUGAAGCGCAGUGAUGUUGAGCUGCCCGCAAUCGAAGAGUACAGUCGAAGUGCUCCAAGAUCGGAGGUCCAAUUGCCGGUUCUCGCAUCGUCCAGAACCAGCAACGUCGCCCACGAUGUUUCUACGCCACAUUCAGCAUUGCAAAACACAUAUUCUGUGAAUGAAAUUACGUGCUCGUUAUCUUCCCAUAGCCCUGCAGCCAAUCAACCCACAGAAUCCACGAGGUCAUCCCUAAUUACCUAUGGCAUGGAGUUCGUCUUGACACUUGAAAAGCCCUGUCUUGGCCACAUCGAUGUUGAUUUGACAAAAUCGAGCGAGCCUUCCGGCCACGUCUUGACCGCCUCUAUGGCUCUGUUGAAUACUUGUCACUAUCCGCAUUCCUUUACGGAUGACUUGCCCUCGCUGGAAGCAUCGAAGACAAUCUUUGACCGUUUAACGGUCUUGUCUUCUGAGCUCGUUCACGACGAUGAAUUGAGUCCUAUACAACUAUGGAACUAUAUUGUCGGUCAGCCAUUUGGAUAUGAAUUGAAUAUCAGCCAGCUCCGCGUACUGGCCGAAAAUCUACUCCAUCACGUGAAAUGUUAUGGAUUUGGCGCAGUCGUGGAGAAAGAUGUCUGUGUGAAUAUGGUGGCUCAGCUGUUGGCCGUCAGUUGA
Messenger RNA from Talaromyces marneffei, 915 nucleotides. RefSeq lists its product as uncharacterized. Gene Ontology annotation, molecular function: transcription cis-regulatory region binding; DNA-binding transcription activator activity, RNA polymerase II-specific. Lineage: Eukaryota; Fungi; Ascomycota; Eurotiomycetes; Eurotiales; Trichocomaceae. The record is from RefSeq and is a predicted model, not a curated record. Bases 1 to 915 code for a protein of 304 amino acids. Gene Ontology annotation, cellular component: RNA polymerase II transcription regulator complex. The transcript is spliced from 6 exons.